GUCCUACAACAACCACUGAAGUUACCACACAAGGUCCUACAACAACCACAGAAGUGACCACACAAGGUCCAACAACAACCACAGAAGUUACCACACAAGGUCCAACAACACCCACAGAAGUUACCACACAAGGUCCAACAACAACCACAGAAGUUACCACACAAGGUCCAACAACACCCACAGAAGUUACCACACAAGGUCCUACAGAAGUGACCACACAAAGUCCAACAACAUCCACAGAAAUGUCUACACAAAGUCCAACAACAUCCACAGAAAUGUCUACACAAGGUCCAACAACACCCACAGAAAUGUCUACACAAAGUCCAACAACAUCCACAGAAAUGACCACACAAGGUUCAACAACAUCCACAGAAAUGUCCACACAAGAUCCCAUAACAUCCACGAAGCUGUCCACAGAAGGUCCAAAAGUAACCACAGAGUGUGCUCGUUCUCAAUGUCAACAUAAUGGAACAUGCUAUGGCGAUGCCACUAGAUUUACAUGCAAUUGUACCUCAUCAUACAGAGGUGACUUCUGUGAAAUAGAAAUAAAUGAAUGCCGAAGUUCACCAUGUCUAAAUCGAGGGACUUGUGUUGAUCAAUUGGGAAUGUUUAUAUGCAGAUGUCUUGUAGGUUUUACAGGGACAUUGUGUGAAACAGAUAUGGAUGACUGCUUUGCUGAUACAUGCUUGAAUAAUGGUACAUGUGUAGAUUUCCCCAACAACUUUCGAUGUGAUUGUAAUGGGAAUUACACCGGCAGAAGAUGCGAUCAAGAAAAUAUUUACAGACCUCCAAAAUAUGAACAUUUUGAAGCAGAUGAUCGGCCCUCGGCUAAGAUUAUUGGAUCAAUGGGAUUAGUUAUCAUAGGGAUUUUCAUUGGUGGUGUUAUAUUCCUAGAUAGUACUUCUCUGAUCAGAGAAAUCAGCAGAAUGCUCAAAAAUAUUAAAAGGAUGUGCUUUAAGAAAAGUCCAUCAAAAAAAACAUUGAUGGAAAACACUACAGCCGAAGUGGAAGUAAUGGAAUCAGAAAGUGUAGCUGAGGUAAGCUGAUUUGGUAGCAGGUGGAGUAUUUGGAGAAUGUGGAAAACAUCCUCCUCUUAUUAAACAUACGACACCGUGAUUUUGUAUAUAUUUUUUAUAGAUAUCAAUAUUUUUAUAGACAAUCUGACAAUUGAUAAUUGUAGAAAUUUAAAACACUCUUACAUUUGAUUUGAUUGAUGUGAAUGCAAAUAAAUCCGAACCUGUUUUAAACUGUAAGUUGUUUAAAGCAAAUGUCCGAGUAUCAUUAUUAUAUUGAAGAUUUUCCCCGGUAACAUAUGUACUUUAAGAUUCAAUAUUGACAAAGUCAGCUCAAUAUGGCACUGGCUCAUGAUGAAUACAAACUAUUUAUAAUUUAAUCGUAACAUUAAUCGUAAAAACGUUUUGUUUUUUUUAUUUCAAGGGUAUAUUUAGAGAUUCAUUCCUUUACAUGAAGGGAGUUGGAUCAGAUAACAGUUUGAAGCAAUAUUUGUGCAUUUGGGUACACAUGGCCAAUCAUUUGGAAUAUACAAAAUGCAUAUGAUCAACAAUUCUUAUACAUACAUGUAUGAUGUUCUAGAAGUUGUUUCAAUUGUUCUAUAGAAGAUGUCUCUGCCAUGAAUAUUAGUGGCCACGUAAAUGUGAAUCAGCACAUGCAUUGAUUUUUGUGCUAGUAAAUACUCUCAGGUACACAGGUAGGUUAUGACUGACAUUACUUAGAUUGAGACUUAAAUAUGUCGCAAUGGGACUUUAUACAAAAAAUAUAGUAUGUGAUGCUAUUUUUAUUGAACAUGUACAUACACAACAUUUACCUCCGAAUGUAAUAUUAUUUCCUCAGAUAUGCACUAUACCUAGUCAAAAAUACUGUCAUCAUUUAUCGAUUAACAUUUGAAAUGAACACCCAUAUACAGCGAUUAUAAUAUUACAGUGUCUAAUUGUAAUAAGAAAACACUUAAGGUAUAGCAAAUCCGGCACAAUGUUGUAAAUUAUAAAAUAUAGUUUUGCAAGAACUUUUUGAACACCCUGUAGGCAAAAUUUAAAUAUUGUAUAUGCCCUUAAUCUUGCCAUUGUACAAGGUGGUGCAAAAAACGGGACACUAGUAAAUCAAAAAUAAAUAUC
Owenia fusiformis is the source of this 2132-nucleotide messenger RNA. Lineage: Eukaryota; Metazoa; Annelida; Polychaeta; Sabellida; Oweniidae. The record is from the annotation of a GenBank genome assembly.